GCCACACUUGCUCGCGAAACCAUCACAAAUAAAAACUUAUUGGUAAUUUGCCAGUUUUUUAAAGCGCUACCAUUUUAAUCUCAUUCCACAAUUAGCAAUUCGCGCUUAAGUAUCAGUUCAAAAAUAGUCAAAAUGUGCACCUAGACUGCAUUGAGCAGUUGGGCAUAGUGCAAUUACCAUGUGUAAAUAGGACUUAAUUAGUGUAGUAGCAAUUGCGUGUUACAAAAGGAAACCCCACAACAAAAACAAAAACAAAUCGCAGCAGAAGAAACAUGGCAAGCUCCAGCGGAGCAGCCAGCUGCAAUGGUGAAGCCUUCAUCAUCUAUUACGAGGGUAACGCUUUGCAGCUGCAAUGGAAGGGCGUGCCGCCACUCACACGGUCGCCCGCAUUGCGACUCUGCUCCAUGGGCAGCAGCUGCAGCGUUGGAAACGAGGCAGUGGCCGGGGAUUCAGUCCAACUUGAUUCCAAUUGGCUUCUGCUGCUGACGGCGGACCAAUCGCUGUACUCUGCCAGGCUGAUAGUGGCGCAUAGUGUGCAUACUUUGGAACUGACCCUGUUGCGCACGGACAUCGUUGACGUGGAUUUUUGUCGAGGCAGCCGGCAGCUGUUUGUGGUGCUUGCCAAUGGAAGUGUGCAACGGCAACUAAUAGCAGGUAGCUAUCGCCCGAAUGCUUGGCAAACACUUAGCUUUGAUCCCCUCGAGCUGCACGAUGAGGGCGUCUGCAUGCGUCGCGUUUGCUGUUCCGAGCAGGGCGUGGUCUUUGUCAGUGUCAGGGGUGCCACAUAUGUACUAGGCAGUUGCGGAGAAGUGUUUAACGCUGAGCAGCCACGUCACAUGCGCCUUUGCGAGGAGGGUAAACAGCUGUUGGAUCUGGCCGCUGGGGAUGAGCACUUCGUGCUGCUUAUGGCACCGCAUCAGUUGGCUGACGAUGUGCUGCAGCUGCAGGAGCACAUGCAAGAGGAACAGGGCUCACUGAAAUCAUUACAUAGCGGCAGCUCGGAGCGCAGCUUUGCGGCCAACACUCGUCACUUACUCCAUCAGGGUUAUGCGCUGCUCCACACUCAACUUUUUACGUUUGGUGCCUCCAAUGGUGGCCUCCUGGGCACUGGGGAUCAUAUACGACGCGCGCAUGUCGCACGGCUGGAAAAGCUCGAUGGCAUGGGUGUAUGCAGUAUUGCCGCCGGCAGGCAGCACAGUGUGGCACGGACACUGGACGGACGCCUCUAUCACUGGGGCAUUAACAAUCGUGAGCAGCUGGGUGAGGAGCUCAGCUCACCCAUGGAAAUCUGCUUGGCAGAGCAGCUAACGUCGGAGCAGCACACAGCGCUUGAGGCCACCUGCGGCGAUUACCGUACGUUGCUGCUAGAUGCCGCCGGGCAGAUACAGACACUGGCCCAAUCCCAGUCCAGCACCUAUGCACAGACUGUGCUGCAUUUACAAAUGGGAGCCGCUUGGCCGCGGCAGUUGCGCCUGCUUCACUGUGCUGGUGGAUAUACACUCCAGAAUUGCCGUCAAUUUCAACGGCAAUAUCACUACUUUCUCAGUCACCUGGAAUCGCAGCUGCAGCUGCUGCUCAAGCAACGCCAGGCGGUGCAAACAUUAAUGAUUUGGGAGUUGCCUGCACUGGCGCCACUGCUGCUCAACUGGGAACGAAUUGUGUGCCUAGUGGCGGCCACAUUGCAUUCUCUCGAAGGCUUCUAUCGUGCGGACUAUGUGCAGCCGGCGGAUAUAUUGUUUAUAUGCUACUAUCGUGAGUAUAUCGAGCUGUUUGAGAACUACACGAGAGCCUAUUGCGAUGUUCUCUCCGUGAAUGGCUUUGGCGAGGCGGUUGUCGCCAUCUGCCUGCCGCCAUUAAGCAAUCACAAUCCGCUGGCGGAGCUGGGCGAGGAGAGCUACUUAACACGCCUGUUCCAGCAGCCGUUUGGCAUCUAUCAGCUGUUCAUGCAGUUUAUGGAGAUGCUGGUGAAGACCCAACCCGAAUACGAUGAGCAUCGUGUCGCCUGGUCAGAGUUUGCGCGCAUGAGCUGCAUUAGCCAGGAACUGGCCGUCAAUACCAAGGAGUUCUGGAGCAGCAAGGAAUGUACGCCGCGCAUUGCCCACCUCAGGCAACGUCAAAGACGUGUCAUACUCACAUCCAACCUGGUGCCGCUGAAACUGGCCACUACUGGCAUCAGCAUAUCCAGCCCCAGCUUUAUACUCUUCUCUGACUUUCUGUGCCAGCUAGGCAGCCAUGGGCUGCACACGUUUCCACUGAACGCGUUGUGGGUGUCGUCGGAGGGCGAACUAGGACUGCGCAUCGUCACGCCAGAAAAGAGUUUUAAUUUGAUAACCAGGAAGACUGAGUCACGCAAGGUUUGGCUUGAUCAACUACAGUCGAGUAUUGUGACAGCCUUGGGGCGCCCUUUGGGCAGUCCAGUGCCCAGUGUACGUUCCACCGCCUACGAAUAUAGUCGUGAGCAUCCAAAAUUUGCCAGGGUUAAGGCCUGUGGCACCUGGCGCAAAGGCCUGCUGCAUGGCAACUGCUAUUUGGAGUAUCCCGAUGGCAGUGUCUAUUGCGGCGAGAUGCACCACGGCGUCAUCGAAGGCUACGGCAAAAUGGUGAUUCCCUCAUCGGGUGUUUACGUAGGUAACUUCAAGGGCGGCCGAUUUCAUGGCUACGGCGUUUACGAGCUUAAUGGCAGCGAUGCCCACGACGGCGAGAUUUAUGAGGGCAACUUUUACGAGGGACUCUUUCACGGCCACGGCAUGAUGCGCAAUAAUCGCUACAUCUAUGUUGGCGAGUACGUGGCGAACACGCGCAAUGGCUACGGCGUUUUGGAGGAUCUUGUCAGCGGUGACAAAUAUAUGGGCAUGUUUGCGGACAACAAACGCUGUGGAUCCGGCAGCUGCAUCACAAAUCGUGGUGACUACUUUGAGGGCAAUUUUGCGGCCGACGAUCUCUGUGGCACCGGUGUCGCUGUCUUCGAAAAUGAUUACUACUACGAGGGUGAGCUAACGCUCCAGGGACCAAAUGGCCGGGGCGAAUACUAUAUGCCCAGCGGCGAUGCUGGCAAUGCGUUGGGCGCUAGUGAGGAAGACGAUGACAAUUAUGAGCUAAUUGGCAACAAAAUGUUUGGCCAUCUCAGUGGUAGCUGGGAGACGGUGCGCAUACAAACUGGAGAGUUGGCGCUUAAUCGACGCUUUCCAAAGUUUCCCAGCACACUUGGACGCAUGGUGGUGGACCACAAUCGCAAAUGGCGCGCAUUGUUUAACAACUUUGAGGCGGAUUUAGCCAAUUGCAGUGCCACGGCCAGCAGCAGCAGCGCCUUGGCUAGCGUUUUGGGUGGUACGCUCAAGAAACCUACAAAAACUACGCUGAGCACGGCACAAAUGUGGAGCUGCAUAGCCAUUUAUAUGAACAAGCAGCGUUCUCGAGAUGCCUCAAAGCCGGGCAACUAUUUCAAUAACAUUCUACUCAGUCUCCCGUUGCCACCAAAGCCAGCUACGCAGCCUUUAUUGAGCAGUACCCCGACAUCUCAGGCUUCGCUGGUAUCUGCUAAGCAGGCGUCCACACUGGACUUGAACAGCUCGACGCCGCGUCGCAUUCACUCGCAAGAGACGUUAUGCAGAAAACUAGACAGUCUACAGCGUUCGGAUAGCUUGCUUUCCAUUGGACAUAACUCCACAAUAGAUACAAGAAGUUUGGUUAGCUUUGGUAUUAACGAGAGUCUACUGGAUCGCAGCUUUAAUGGAGAGUCAGUGCCGACCAAUCUGAGCAACAGCUUUGGCAGCGUGGCACACAAUAACAAUAACAACAUAUCCAAGCAUAGGAACAAUAGUAACAGCUCAAUUACAUCGACAACCUCCACGAACAGCACAAUGCUGGAGCAGGUACCAAGCUUUGGCAUGGCGUCCACCCUAAACGAACACGAUGUGAGCUGCAUCCGGCUGUACCUAGAGCAGGCCUUCAAGGAUCGUUAUCAUCCGCUGUAUGCGCUAAAUGAGCGCAUUGCCAAUUGUUUCCAUUACUCGUACGGAUAUUGGAAGGUGAAGCCCACGUCCAUUUUGGCCAAACAGGCGAUGCGAGAAUGGGAAUCUAUAUCCAGGCGUAUGUAUCGUUUUGUGCGUAAAAUGUUUCCCGCCUUGCCCGAGGAUUACUGCCAUCUCGAGAGCACCAGGGAGGUGAUCUCGCAUAUAACGCUUCUCUACCCAUUGGUGCUAUCCGAGGGCAUUUACUCAACUCUAUUUGUGCUCUAUGCCAACAAAUACAAUCGCAAGGAUGAAAUCUACAGACAGAACUUAAACCAUGCCGAGAAGUUAAACGAUGAGGAACUGGUCCAGCUGCUUGGCCAUGACAGUUGCCUCAACGCUGUGAUGCUAGACACGCAAUUCGAGGCGGCCGUACAGACCCUGAAGCAGCUGCAGGAGAAAUUUAGUCCCCAGGAUAUGUUGACUGUGAUACAGCGCAGCAUGGAGUUGCUAUCGGAGGCAUAUGGGCAUGCCAUGGCAACAAAUGCCGCACAGCUCAAUGCGGACAACAUGAUACCGCUCUCCAUGCUGGGCAUGCUGCGUGCCGCUGUGCCGCAUUUGGGCGCUGAGCUAGCGUUGCUCGAUGAUCUGACGGGUGGGCCCAAUUUUCAGGCCGAAAUGAAUGGAAUGGCUGGCUAUUGCUAUACGACCCUGAAGGCUGCCUACGAGCAUAUAACAAUUCGUACCCUUCAGCGGCUGCCCUGAACUCAAGCUCAUACUAACCUUGUUACAAUUGUUAUGGCUUUUUAUGCAAUGAUCAACGAUCAAUUUAAAUGCUAAUUUAUGCUUAUUGCCACGUGCACACCAAAGUAAGAAAAUAUUCGCGUAAACGUUAUAUACCCUGUAUAUAUAUAGAGAAAAAGAAGUGCAACUGUCCUCAUAGGCAUAGAAUUAGGCUUGUUAUUUAAAUGUACAGUCGUCGAGGGAUUUUUGCAGUGAUCGUAUUAUAUCGAUCUGUUAAUAAUGUAUGUACAUGUAAAUUUCUAUAAUACUACAUAUUAGAUAACAAUUUAAGAUUAACACAUUCCGAAUCAAUACAUGAUUUCUCGUAACAAGUAA
This is a messenger RNA of Drosophila montana, 5069 nucleotides long. It is a transcript of the gene Als2, whose product is annotated as Amyotrophic lateral sclerosis 2. Gene Ontology annotation, molecular function: guanyl-nucleotide exchange factor activity; small GTPase binding. Gene Ontology annotation, biological process: endosomal transport; regulation of GTPase activity. Gene Ontology annotation, cellular component: intracellular membrane-bounded organelle; cytoplasm. The transcript is spliced from 5 exons. The record is from RefSeq and is a predicted model, not a curated record. Lineage: Eukaryota; Metazoa; Arthropoda; Insecta; Diptera; Drosophilidae. Bases 273 to 4715 code for a protein of 1480 amino acids.